AUGCCUGCGAAAAAAGAUGAACUGCAAAUCUCAACCUCCAUGGGUGCCGAAGACCGUGAGCUCAGCCAUGGCUCGAGCUCCGCCUCUCUUGACCCCGUCAAGGAGGCCAAAAUGAUGAGAAAAUUUGAUUUUUUUGCAGUUGGCAUGUUGGGUAUUCUGUAUCUGCUCGCGAAUCUCGACAGGUCGAAUAUAGGGAAUGCUCAAGUCGCUGGAAUGCCCGACGAGCUCGGCCUCGUCGGGAACCAGUACGGUAACGCUGUCACACUCCUCUACGCGACAUACGUUCCAUUCGAACUGCCUGUCGCCGUGUUGCUCAAGAUCAUUGGCCCGAAGUAUCUCAUCACUUUCUGCGCCGCUGCCUGGGGACUGGUAUGUCUUGCCACUGGAUUCGUUCAAAACUGGCAAGGGCUGUACACCUGCCGCCUCUUGAUUGGUCUCUUCGAAGCCGGUCUUAUACCCUGUAUCAACGUUUAUCUCGGCAUGGUGUACAAGAAGAGCGAGCGCGGGAAGAGAUCGUCCGUUAUCUUCGCCUUCAGUGCAUUCGCCUCCGCUUUUGGCGGCAUCCUUGCCUACGCCCUUACCCAGAUCAAGACGAGCACCUACUUCACCUCGUGGAGGGCGCUGUUCAUCUUCGAGGGCGGCCUUACUCUCGUCUGCGUCCCCUUCUUCUGGUACCUCUUCCCGCAUGAGCCGCGCAAGGCGUGGUUCCUGACGGAGGAAGAGAAGGACAUGAUGAAGAUGCGAUACGAACUCGAUCCGCACUGGGGCAUUGACGAGAAGUUCACCUGGUCUGCAGUCGUGAGCGCGCUGGUGGACCCGAAAUGGCAUGCGUUCUGGAUCUUCCAGUUCUCGGUGGACGUGUCGCUUUACGGCUUCACGACGUUCUUGCCCAAGAUCAUCAACGGGCUGGGAUACAGCUCGGUGAUGGCGAAUCUGAUGACGGUGCCCAUCUACUUCUGGGGCCUGAGCACGUUCCUGUUCACGGCGUACAUGUCGGACAGGCAGCGGCAGCGGGGCUACUGGAUCGCGGGGCCGCUGGUGUUCCUGGUCAUCGGAUACGCAAUCCUCAUUUCAGUGGACUCUGUCGGGGUGCGCUAUUUUGCCUGUUUCGUGGCCGUCAUGGGCAUCUAUCCGACGACAGGCCUCAGCAUGAUGUGGCUGCAGGACAACGCGGCGCAGCACUUCAAGCGGGCGACGAUGGUGGGCGGGGCGCUGACGCUGGGAAACACGGCGGGCGUUGCCGUCGGGCAAAUCUUUACGACGGAAUCGGCGCCACGCUACAUCAAAGGCUUGUCGAUCGCGCUUGGACUUGCAGUGGUUGCGCUCUGCAUGGUGGGCGCGCUGAUGGUGGGCAUGGCGCGGGCAAACCGGCGGCGGGCGGAGCGGCUGCGCAAGGCGGAGGAGGCGGGCGUGCCGCUGCAGGCGCAGCCGGAGAAGGGCGACAUGGACGUGUAUUUUGUGUACAGCCUGUAG
Lasiodiplodia theobromae is the source of this 1473-nucleotide messenger RNA. Its product is annotated as MFS transporter. The transcript is spliced from 6 exons. NCBI's taxonomy places the organism in Eukaryota, Fungi, Ascomycota, Dothideomycetes, Botryosphaeriales, Botryosphaeriaceae. The record is from RefSeq and is a predicted model, not a curated record. The coding region runs from base 1 to 1473 and encodes 490 amino acids. Gene Ontology annotation, cellular component: membrane. Gene Ontology annotation, biological process: transmembrane transport. Gene Ontology annotation, molecular function: transmembrane transporter activity.